Molecule: messenger RNA, 1794 nt
Organism: Aspergillus fischeri NRRL 181
Lineage: Eukaryota; Fungi; Ascomycota; Eurotiomycetes; Eurotiales; Aspergillaceae
Product: isoamyl alcohol oxidase
Exons: 5
Coding region: 1-1794 (597 amino acids)
Molecular function (GO): oxidoreductase activity; FAD binding
Source: RefSeq, a predicted model, not a curated record
AUGGGCUCGACGCUCCUUUCAUUACUGGCCCUGUCCGGGCUCAGUUAUGCUACCUUCGGGCCCUCGUGCAAAUGCGCAAGUGAUUCCUGCUGGCCUUCCAUCGAUACCUGGAAUGCAUUGAACUCUUCCGUCUCCGGCAAACUCAUUCUUGAUACGCCGCCCGCCAUCUCCUGCUACCCGGGUCCUUACCAGAAUGCGGAACAGUGUGCCUACGUGAACUCGCAAUGGUACAAUUCUACGUUCCAGUCUCUGUCUCCCGUCGGUUACGUUUACCCGACCGAUGACUCGUGUCCUCCUGUCGAUCUGAGCUCCGGCGAAACCCCCGGAAAGUGUACACUGGGCCAAGCCCCAGUGUACACAAUCAAUGCGACAGAACCAGAGGAGCUGGCAGCGGGCAUUGCUUUUGCGAAAAAGAAUAACGUGCGUUUGGUUGUAAGGAACACAGGACAUGAUAUCCUGGGAAAGUCGGAGGGAUAUGGAGCUCUCCAAAUCUGGAUCAAGUACAUUCAGAAGGGUAUCACGUACCAGGAAAGCUACAAAGCGUCGGAUGGAUGUGGCAAGAGUAAAUGGACCGGUGCUGCCUUUACCGUUGCUGGAGGUUACGUCUGGCAAGACGUGUAUGCCGAAGUCUUCAAGCGCAACUUGACCAUCGUUGGUGGCGGCGACCCCACCGUCGGUGUCAUUGGUGGUUACGCCCAAGGUGGCGGUCAUUCUCCCGCGAGUCGCGAUUACGGUCUCGGUGCCGACCAGAUCCUCGAAGCGCAAGUUGUUCUCGCCGAUGGCAACAUUGUCACGGCAAACGCUUGCCAGAAUUCUGAUCUGUACUUUGCUAUCCGUGGUGGUGGCGGAGGCACCUACGGCGUGGCUAUCUCCAUGACCUUUAAAGCGUAUCCCACCCUGCCUGUCGUUGCACAGUCUCUCACCAUCACUCCGCUGAGCAGCAACACUGACCCACUCCUGGAUGCUAUCACCGAUAUCUAUGGUCAAUAUCCUGCUUUGUCUGACGCUGGCUACUCUGGCUACGGCACCUGGUCUAUCAACGGACCCAUGGCCCUCUUUGGCAACCAGACCAUUGGCUACGUUCAUGCCAUUGCAACCAUGGGCAAGUCGCUGAGUGCCUCCCAAGCCGCCUUCGCGCCCCUGUUGUCCAAGCUGCAAAAAUACAACGGCACCUCCCUCUUUAUCACCGUCAACUACUACCAGUUCCCCAGCUAUGCUGCCUAUUACACAACCAUGUCAGGUAUGCACCAGCCCGUCGGUUCGGCCAACUCCGCCUUGACCUCCCGCAUGUUCGACAAGGGUGCUCUGACUGUGAAUCCUACCAUCCUCCGCUCCAUGAUCGGCGCCAUCGCCGGCAAGCCCGAGGAGUACACCAUCAACAGCUUGGAGAUGGUCGGCGGCGGAAAGGUGCUCACAGACGGCUCUGAUCCCUACUCUAGCGUGAAUCCCGCCUGGCGCUCAACCUACAUUGUUAACGUCGUCGCACGAGGAUGGCCCGAGGGUGCGGAUGCGGCCACCGCUCAGGCCGUCAAAGACGACAUUACAUACGUCAAGGGCGGCGCCAUGAGACUACUCACGCCGUUCUUGGGCAGCUACAUGAACGAGGCUGACCGCAAUGACCCUCUCUGGGCCACGGACUUUUUCGGCACCAACUACAUCCGUCUCGCGCUGAUUAAGAAGAAGUACGAUCCUGAGGGAGUGUUCUACUGCCCCAAGUGUGUGGGCAGCAUGACAUACUACCAGAAGAACUUGGAUGGGUUGGAUUACGGCCCGCUGUGCUCUAUUGGCUUCUAG